Umbelopsis ramanniana AG is the source of this 1302-nucleotide messenger RNA. RefSeq lists its product as uncharacterized. The coding region runs from base 60 to 1235 and encodes 391 amino acids. Gene Ontology annotation, biological process: regulation of DNA-templated transcription. The record is from RefSeq and is a predicted model, not a curated record. Gene Ontology annotation, cellular component: RSF complex. NCBI's taxonomy places the organism in Eukaryota, Fungi, Mucoromycota, Umbelopsidomycetes, Umbelopsidales, Umbelopsidaceae. The transcript has 6 exons.
UAAAAAAAAAAAAAAAAAAACUUUAACUUAUAAUCGCUAGACGUAAAUCUUUGCUAAACAUGCCUUCAUUACGGCAACUGAAGCGAGCAUCGUCAAGCGAAAGCUCCCAUAAAGAUCUGAAAAAGCCAAGACGGGAGAGUUCUCGUAGCAAACUCAAAAUUCCUGAACCAAAGGCGGUCAUUCAACCAUCGCUAUCACCAGAGCAAAUACUACAGUCGUCAUGGAAGUUCCUUGAAUUUGCGCAGUUUUGCCUGACUUUCAAAAUCCACCUUGGAUUACCACCGUUAACGAUAGACUCAUUAGAGUCAAUGUUACUGAACAAUGAGGCAACUCAAAAUUCAGAAGACGGAGACUCCGUAAACUCAGAAAACACUCCAGAUAACAAUGAUGGCCUCUCUUCAAUAUACUCAAAUGAGCACACCAGCAAGCUAGAGGAUCUAGUCCUACCAUUGUUUCAAAACCUCUCGCAUCCCAAGAGGUUACCUUCAAUAUUUGAUAUAGGGGAUAGUCUUCUUCGACUGCACAAAUGGCAUAAUCUGUCUCUCGAUGGAGUCAAAAGUAGUAAACCGACGGCAAACAAUUUUUAUCAACUGACGAUGGAUGAAAAAGUUGACAUAUUAUAUACGUUGAUGGAGAAUGUAAUGGAUAAUCCUGGCUCAGAAAUUGGCGAGCUUUGUAGGAGCGGUGAUUUAGAAUUCAAGCGAUACGAGUCCAUAGGCACCGACACUGAAGGAAGGUCGUACUGGAUGUUUGGUAGUGAACGACUUUAUAGAGAGGCUCCUUUAAGUUCGGUCAAACGAAAGGUCCCAACGUUACCAAAUCGACCCCACACCUACGAAUUAGUUUGCCAAUAUCCAGAUGAUUGGCGAACAUUCUUAAAAGAAAUAAGUUCGAAACGAAAAGGUGGCAAAGUAUUUCCUCCAGACUUAGUUGAAGAGCUCAAGGUUAGAGGAGAAGGCGUCAUUGAAAACCACGAGCAGAAGGAACGGGCAAUCUUACGGCGAGAAGAAAAACUACAUAGAGCAAUUAUGAGAGCCAAGGCAUUUGAAAAUAUGCCACGGAAACGAAGCAGCCGACUGGAACAAAAAAAACAAGAACGUGAAGAGAUAACAAAAUUAGAGGAGGAGAUAGAUUCACUUGAAGAUAUUGAAGCUGUACGGCAAUAUGUAGCGCAAGAACAAUCGCCGCUUGAGGACUCGAAAAUUGAUACUGCUGACGAAAUUGAAACGGUUUAACAUGAAACUACUCUGGAGCUGAAAGAACAACGCAAUAUAGAUUGUGCGGCACCUGGCGCUGUUGAUU